AACCGUGGGGGUGGUGCCCAGCCACACACAGCGAGCAACGCCCGCAACCGUCGUAACUCCCGGCUAAAUCCGGCAUCCCGUCGCCGCCUUUUAAAGCGCGCGCGCGCCGCCGCGCCUCUCGUCCCGCUCCACAGACUCCAGCGAGAAGGAAAAAACUCACGUACCGACGUUCGUGCCGCCUCCACACCACCCGCCCUGUACAGCAUAACCAGCACGGUCAUGGCGCCGUCCGCGCGUGUGUCGCUGAUGCUCGCCGCGGCGCUCGCGUGCGCGCUGCUCGCCACAAGGCAUGCAGAUGCCGUCUCGGCCGGCGGCGGCGCGCCGGCCCCCGCUCCCGGCGGCUUGGCGUGCAAUCCGCUCCAGGACAAGACGUGCAAGCCGGGGGACCCCAAGGCGCCCGAGAACACGGAGGAGGAGGGCGGGUUCGGCGCGAGGCUGCCGUCCCUGACAUCGCUGCCCAUCCCGGGCCUCGGCAAGAUCGACCGCGACGGCGAUGGGGACACCGACGAGGACGACGAGCUGCCGUCGUUCGACACCCACAUGACCAUCCUCGGCCACUGAGAGGAAGCGCUGACGAUCCAAGCCUGACUUCUAAGCGCAUGGCUGUAUCUUCUUGCAUUUUGCGUUGCCUUUGUAGUUGUGUUGCCACGAUGAUUCCCAAUAGCUGAUGAUUCCCAGAAGAAAAAAAGAGAAAAGAAAAGGAAGAGAUGAGAAAGUGAGCGUGCCACGAUGAUUCCCAAUAGCUGAUGAAAAACUUUGCUAGUUGCUCCUGUUAAUAUCGUUGAAGUUCAGAAACAAGUUCUAAAUUCGAAUCGAUUUGGCCUCGUUUUGAUCUUCCUAUUGUUGGCCAUGGGAUAUUUGGGGUGGGAGGCAACUAAACUGUUUCCUUCUUUUCGUUUAUUUUACCCAAAUAAUAAAUAUC
This is a messenger RNA of Hordeum vulgare subsp. vulgare (domesticated barley), 922 nucleotides long. RefSeq lists its product as uncharacterized. Bases 220 to 561 code for a protein of 113 amino acids. NCBI's taxonomy places the organism in Eukaryota, Viridiplantae, Streptophyta, Magnoliopsida, Poales, Poaceae. The record is from RefSeq and is a predicted model, not a curated record. The transcript has a single exon.